This is a messenger RNA of Antechinus flavipes (yellow-footed antechinus), 3126 nucleotides long. It is a transcript of the gene MVP, whose product is annotated as major vault protein. The record is from RefSeq and is a predicted model, not a curated record. NCBI's taxonomy places the organism in Eukaryota, Metazoa, Chordata, Mammalia, Dasyuromorphia, Dasyuridae. The transcript is spliced from 15 exons. Gene Ontology annotation, cellular component: cytoplasm; nucleus. Bases 273 to 2990 code for a protein of 905 amino acids.
GCCAGCCCCAGGAUUCCUCGGGAGUUGGAUUACUGAGACUCACGACCAAAACUUUGGCUCUUCCUCCCAGACUCCCAAAAUCAUGUGUAUGGGAAGUGGAGCCCUUAACAGCCGGGAACCCGGCUGAGGCAGCGCCUUUCCCCGCCCCUCUCUCCGUGGGCCCUUUAAAUGCUCGGGUCCCACCCCUGCCCGGUCCCGGCUGGUGCUGCCAGGAAGUCUAUAAAAGCAGGCUGGGAGAAGGCGGGCGGGGGAGGCUCUGCCACUCUCAAGGCAUGAAACGUCGGCAGCGCAGAACGCACCUCUUACCCGGUGACUCGGAGACCCCUUCAGAUCCUGUAUUAACCACUCCUAAUUCCGGCCAUCUUGACUCUGAAGUCACCAUGGCAAAUAAGGGAGAUUCCAUCAUCCGAAUUCCCCCAUACCACUUCAUCCAUGUGCUUGACCAGAACAGCAACGUGUCCCGGGUGGAGGUUGGACCCAAGACCUACAUCCGGCAGGACAAUGAAAGGGUGCUGUUUGCCCCGGCACGGAUGGUGACAGUCCCACCACGACAUUACUGCAUUGUAGCUAACCCUGUAGCCCGAGAUAAAGUGGGCUCUGUGCUGUUUGAUGUGGCUACUGGGCAAGUGCGACUUCGUCAUGCAGACCUGGAGAUCCGGCUGGCCCAGGACCCCUUCCCGCUGUACCCAGGAGAGGAGCUGGAACAGGAUAUAACUCCACUUCAGGUGGUCCUACCCAAUACAGCACUGCACCUUAAGGCUUUACUUGACUUUGAAGAUGAGAAUGGGGAGAGAAGAAUAGCAGGAGAUGAGUGGCUCUUUGAAGGGCCUGGCACAUACAUCCCCCAGAAGGAGGUAGAAGUGGUGGAGACAAUCCAGGCCACAGUGAUUCGACAUAACCAAGCUCUUCGCCUGCGGGCCCGGAAAGAAUGUCUGGAUCGGGAUGGCAAACAGAGAGUGACAGGAGAAGAAUGGCUGGUACGCUCCAUGGGGGCCUACCUCCCAGGUGUGUUUGAGGAAGUUCUGGAUGUGGUCAAUGCUGUGGUCCUCACAGACAAGAUAGCCCUGCACCUGCGGGCCCUGCAGAACUUCCGGGAUGUGAGGGGCCUGCUGCGCCACACGGGGGAGGAGUGGCUGGUCACCCAAGCGGACACAGAAGCCCACGUGCCUGAUGUGUAUGAGGAAGUGCUGGGGAUUGUGAACAUCACUACCUUGGGGCCACGGAACUACUGUGUGAUCCUGGACCCCGUGGGGCCCGACGGCAAGAACCAGCUGGGACACAAGCGCGUGGUGAAGGGGGAGAAAUCUUUCUUCCUUCAUCCUGGGGAGAGGUUAGAGGAAGGCAUCCAGGAGGUGUUUGUGCUCUCCGAAGACGAAGGGCUGCUUUUGAGGGCCCUCCAGCCCCUGGAGGAAGGGGAUGACGGGGAGAAUGGUAAAAGGCGGGCCGGAGACCGCUGGCUGAUUAGGGGACCCCUGGAAUAUGUCCCCCCAGCCAAAGUAGAAGUGAUAGAGCAGCGACAGGCCAUCCCUCUGGAUGAGAAUGAGGGCAUCUAUGUGCGGGAUAUCAAGACUGGCAAGGUCCGGGCUGUUGUUGGUAAAACCUAUAUGCUGACCCACGAUGAAGAGUUGUGGGAAAAGGAGCUGCCUUCUGGCGUGGAAGAACUGCUGAGCAUGGGGCAAGACCCUCUGGCAGACAGGGGUGCAUUGGGGGAGUCAAGAAAAAGUGGUUCUCUCCCUCCCAGGGAUAAGACUCGAAUUGUGAGCUACCGGGUCCCUCACAAUGCAGCUGUGCAGGUGUAUGACUACAGGGAAAAGAAAGCCCGGGUUGUGUUUGGGCCAGAGCUGGUGUGCCUUGGCCCUGAAGAACAAUUCACGGUGUUGUCCCUCUCAGCUGGCCGGCCCAAGCGACCCCAUGCCCGCCGGACACUCUGCCUGCUACUGGGGCCUGAUUUCUUUACUGAUGUCAUCACCAUUGAAACAGCGGACCAUGCCCGACUGCAGCUCCAGCUGGCUUACAACUGGCACUUUGAAGUGAAAGACCAGAAUAACCCCCAGGAGGCUGCUCGGCUCUUCUCCGUUCCAGACUUUGUGGGCGACGCCUGCAAAGCCAUCGCCUCCCGGGUGCGUGGGGCUGUGGCCUCAGUCACCUUUGAUGACUUCCACAAGAAUUCUGCUCGCAUCAUCCGGACAUCCGUCUUCGGUUUUGAGGAAAUAGAGCGGAAAGGAGCUGGAGAGGACCCCAUGCUUCAGCCCCGGGACCGAGCUUUCUUUCCUCAGAAUGGGCUGGUGAUCAGUAGCGUGGAUGUCCAAUCUGUAGAACCCGUGGACCAGCGGACCCGUGACGCCCUGCAGCGAAGUGUCCAGCUGGCCAUUGAAAUCACCACGAAUUCCCAAGAAGCUGCAGCCAAACAUGAGGCUCAGAGACUGGAGCAGGAGGCUCAGGGACGACUGAAGAGACAGAAGAUCUUGGACCAAGUGGAAGCUGAGAAAGCUCAGAAGAUGCUGCUGCUUCUGGAAGCCGAGAGCACUGCUGUAGAAAGGACGGGGGCUGCUAAGGCGGAGGCAGAAUCCCGGGCAGAGGCUGCCCGGAUUGAGGGAGAAGGAGCCGUGCUUCAGGCCAAAUUGAAAGCGGAGGCCUUAGCCAUAGAAACGGAAGCAGAGUUACUUCGGGUACAGAAAGCCAGGGAACAGGAGCUCGCCUAUACCAAGGCCCAGAUGGAGCUGGAACUUCACAAAGCAGAGAAACUGGCUGCAGUGGAGGUUAAAAAGUUCAAGGAGAUGACAGAGGCUCUCGGGUCCAACACUAUCCGGGACCUGGCACUGGCUGGGCCCGAGCUGCAGGUGAAACUGCUCCAAGGUCUUGGUCUGAAAUCAACCCUUAUUACAGAUGGCUCCACUCCCAUCAAUCUCUUCAGCACAGCCACUGGGCUUCUGGGGCUUGGGGCACCUGGGCAUCCUACUGAGCUAAAAAAGAAGGACACUGAGAUGUAGGGACUUCUCCCCCAGCUCCAUUGGAAAAUUAUACCAUUGUCCUCCCUGGGAACUUUCUGUGCCUUAGUUUCUGCCCCAAGGGCUUUCUCUGCCUUAGUUUUUCAAUGAAAAUAAAAUAAACCCCUUUUUUCAGUUA